Molecule: messenger RNA, 709 nt
Organism: Alexandromys fortis (reed vole)
Lineage: Eukaryota; Metazoa; Chordata; Mammalia; Rodentia; Cricetidae
Product: lithostathine-2-like
Exons: 5
Coding region: 47-568 (173 amino acids)
Biological process (GO): positive regulation of cell population proliferation; venom-mediated disruption of cell wall in another organism; response to peptide hormone
Molecular function (GO): oligosaccharide binding; signaling receptor activity; peptidoglycan binding
Source: RefSeq, a predicted model, not a curated record
GAACUGCUGAUUUGGAAUUUAAAUCUAAGACUCCCCUCUGGUCAGCAUGGCUCGGAACAAUACAUGCCAUAUCCUGUUUGCAUGCCUGAUGCUCCUGGCAUGCUGCCAAGGCAAGAAGGCUGAAGAAGGCUUGCCCAUACCUGAGAACGAUCUUCCUUCUGCCAAGAUCAACUGCCCAGAAGGUGCUAAUGCCUAUGGUUCCUACUGCUACUACUUUGUGGAAGAUCGUUUGACCUGGGGAGAGGCAGAUCUCUUUUGCCAGAAUAUGAAUUCGGGGCACCUGGUGUCAGUGCUCAGCCAGGCCGAGGGCAACUUUGUGGCUUCUUUGGUUAAGGAGAGUGGUACUACAAAUGCUUAUGUCUGGACUGGUCUCCAUGAUCCCAAAAAUAACCGCCGUUGGCACUGGAGCAGUGGAUCUCUGUUUCUCUAUAAAUCAUGGGCCACUGGAGCUCCAAGCACGACCAAUCGCGGUUAUUGUGUGGCACUGACUUCAAACACAGCUUUCAAGAAAUGGAAAGAUGAAAACUGUGAUUCACAGUACUCCUUUGUUUGCAAGUUCAAAAGCUAAAGUCUCCUGAACAAUAGACAUCCAGAACUUUAUUACUAUGGAUUAGAAAAUCAAAUAAUACCAACUAUCCACCACAAAUUAGAUACUUUCUUCUGUUGAAUUGCAACAGACUUUCACUAUUUUUCUCUACCCCAAUUUUUA